GCGACGCGGCCCGGCCGGAUGGGGGCGAGCCGGCCAUGGAGGACGAGCAGAGCUUCUUGGAUAUCUGUGGCGGCCGCCUGACCCUGCAGCGCCGCUACUUCCCCUCCUGUCGGGAGUUCUGCCUCAGCUGCCCCCGGCUCUCGCUGCGAUCGCUCACCACUGUCACCUGCACCGUGUGGCUAGUGGCCUACGGGCUCUUCACCCUCUGCGAGAACAGCAUGAUACUCUCUGCUGCCAUCUUCAUCACUCUCUUAGGCCUGCUUGGCUACCUCCAUUUUGUGAAGAUUGAUCAAGAGACUCUGUUAAUCAUUGAUUCCCUUGGCAUCCAGAUGACUUCUUCCUAUUCAUCAGGCAAAGAAAGUACCACCUUCAUUGAGAUGAGCAAAGUGAAGGAUAUCGUCAUUAAUGAGGCUAUUUACAUGCAAAAGGUGAUUUACUACCUCUGCAUAUUAUUGAAGGAUCCGAUGGAACCACACGGAAUAUCCCAAGUAGUACCUGUCUUCCAGAGUGCCAAGCCCCGGCUGGACUGCUUGACUGAAGUGUACAGGAGCUGCCAGGAGAUCCUGGCACACCAGAAAGCCACAUCAACAAGCCCCUGAGUCCCAGCAUACAGAAGGCCAGUAUUGUCUUCCAUGGGAGAUGAUUCCUAAGCCAUAGUGGCUGG
Molecule: messenger RNA, 664 nt
Organism: Talpa occidentalis (Iberian mole)
Lineage: Eukaryota; Metazoa; Chordata; Mammalia; Eulipotyphla; Talpidae
Product: phosphatidylinositol N-acetylglucosaminyltransferase subunit H-like
Biological process (GO): GPI anchor biosynthetic process
Cellular component (GO): glycosylphosphatidylinositol-N-acetylglucosaminyltransferase (GPI-GnT) complex
Source: RefSeq, a predicted model, not a curated record